GCCAUGGAAACAAAAGUGCACCCCAUUGUCCUUGAUGCUCAAAACAACUUCUAAAUCCAGAAAGAAAAUGUGCGAAGUUUUCAGAACGCAGCAGAAGCCUUCCGUCGGUCGGCCAGGCCGAGAUAAAGAGAUUAGAGGAGGGAUGAUAACACAUGCCUCAUGUGCACACGCAUAGGUGCAGCACCGCCAUCAAAACUAAACUUUUGAUGAACAUUUUCAACUUUGCAAUUGUCCAAAGAAAUACCACCUGAAUGGAUAAGGAAAAAAAAACAAGGCGGAAAAGUGACAAAAGGAAGAUUUAGCAUUAACACCACUCAUUUAGUCGAGUCAGCACACAUGCAAGCACACAGGCAGCUUUGAUAGGAUUAACAGCGUGUGUGUGUGUGUGUGUGUGUGUGUGUGUGUGUGUGUGUGAGACAACUUGAAUACGAAGUGACCAACAGGUGGCACUGAGCGUCCAAGGUCACAAAUGACCAAAAGUAAAAGUAAAUAGACGUAUUGCAGGUAACAAUAAACGUCAGCAAGAAGUUCAAUCACUCCGACCAGAACCAGGACCAUACAUUUGUGGCAGCCUCUUUAUUCACAUUGCAACUUUACACAGUGCACUGACCACAAGUCCACGAGAAGGGGAAGUGGGCCGGAAACAACCUGGCUAAACUGCUUGGAAAGCAGCAAUGCUAGCAGCUAUGCUAACUGCUACACCACCAACUAGCUUCUACCAAGGUUAAGUUUCUGUAUAUGAAGCUAAGGACUGCAAGCUACAACAAAACCAACUAAAUAUUGGUUUUGUUUGCUCCUUAAAAGUGUCCUUAAAAGUGCACUUGUUGUGCACUAGAGGGCGCAAUGACAGCAGAUUUGUCCGAUCAACUUUAGGUGACAUUGUCAUCAGAGAGUGACGAGGGAGUGAUGACAUUAAUGAAGAAUGAAUGAAUAAGAUUCCUAUGAGACGUGUUCAAACGUUUCAAGUAAUGUUCCUCGUCAUGACGACAACAAGGCGGCCGCUUGGAUGCGGACCAAUCAGAAUAAAGCAAAGAGGCCACGUGGUGUGCUUUGGCAAGCCGCCAACCGUUUUCACACAUUGCCGCCCCCUCCUCCUCUUCCUCCCCGGGCGCCAAUCAGACGCCACGCGGCGCGCGGCCACGGGUGGCGCCAGACGCAGUGGAGGGCACGAGCCGACACACUCCCCCUCCCCCUCCUGUCACCGAACAUCAGCCUGCCAACAAGCACCACCCCCCCCACCUCCACCCCCCGCGUCGUGAGGACGACACACGUAUCCGUUCAUAACCUCCGCCAUUAUUCAUCGCCCCCUCCCCCCCGCAGGGUCUCGCUGCCUUCUCGCCACCUGCCUCUCCUCCUUCCUGCCUCGCGCUCGCUCGUGCCAAGCCCAGCCACAGGGAAGUAAACAAACAUGUCGGGCAUGACAAGCGGCGUGUGCGUGGAGAGCGAUCUGUCCUCCGUCCUCCAGAGAAGCUCCGCCUCCUCGCACCAUCAUCCAAAUCACCAUGGCUACGGCACACAGAGCCAGGUGUCCACGCUGGCGCCGGUAUUGGACUACAGCAGCGAGAUGGACCGCUACCGCUCGUCCAUUGCCAGCCUCUACAAGACCAAUGUCAACAUGGACGUCACCAGCUUUCCGCCGUCCGCCAAGCUCGCGGCCCGACUGGCAGCGGCCACCCCCAUCUUUCCCCCUGCCGCCACCAGACUGGGUGCCAUGGCGGCGGCGCCCUGGGGUUGCCACGACAACAUGAACCACCCAGCGGCCGUCUUCUGGGGGCGGCCCAAACCUUCCGCCACGCACCAUCACCACCACCCACCCCCUCCAGCCACACCUUCUGGUCACAUGACUCCCUCACAUCCCCACAGCAGUGCCAUGCACCAGGGUGGCGGGGUGGCAGGCGGGGGGGGAGGCGGGCGACCCGACGAGGGGGGGCGGACAGAAAAACAUUCACUUCCUGUUGCUCAAACAGCACACCACCACCCCAUGGCACCGAGCAAUGGGAAUUUCCCGCCCGGCUACGGCGGGGCGGCUGACUGUGGCGUCAACAAGCAAGGACAUGCCCACCCAGACGUGAUGGGCCUAUCGGAGGGGGGCAGCUGCAAUGGGGGAGGGGUUAUCGGGAGUAGCUUCUUGGGGGGCCUGGGCUUACCCCCGGGUGUCAUUGUCAUGGCAAUGGGGUCGGCCGGUGGUGGGAUCUCAGACGCCAGCAGCGCUUUCCAGAUGACGGGCAGCCAGCGAGCGCCAACGGACUGCCAGCAACACGCCAACUCCUCCCCCUGCCCCGCUGCCUCCUCGCCCUCGUCCUCAGGGGUGACUGCAGGGGGUGUGGUCCUGUCUUCGCCGUCGUCAUCAGGGGCGUCGGCCAAGAGGAAGAGGAAACGGUGUGGCGUGUGUGGGCCGUGCAGGCGGCUCAUCAACUGUGGCGUGUGUUCGUCCUGUCGCAACAGGAAGACAGGUCACCAGAUCUGCAAGUUCCGGAAGUGCGAAGAACUCAAGAAGAAGCCGGGGGGAGGCGGGGGAGGGGUUCUCGAGAGGCCGCCAUCUGUCCCGACUGGCGAGGCCUUUCGUUGGUUCUUCUAGUCCGCGCUGGAGGCCAAACAGGAAGUGGCCAUCAAUGGACUAUAACGUGUGAGAGAAACUGUUGACAGCUGCCUCCUGGUGGCUGCUUGCUGUAUAUGUCAUAAACUCCGCCCCCUCGCGUGUGAGCAGAGGGCUCAACGUGUAAAUUAAUAAAUUUUCUUAAUCUUAGGUUCUCUUUCUUCAACUCCUAACACUUAUCCAUCAAACAGGUGGGCGGGGACUCAUGCUAAUUUAUGACACACAGCGUAGCUUUUCUGGUCCGGACCACCGGCACCACUUGGCCUCCAGAGGUGAAGCAUGAGAGCUCAGCAGGAGAUCCUACAGAGAAUGGACUACAAUUUAUCCCUUAAGGACUACAAGUACCAAAUGACUUCCACAAAAGCGCCUCUGGUGAAACCUGUGAUUGACUUCCUGUACGGGACUCGGCUGAGUGAUGUAGUUUUCAGCAGACUUGGACUAGAACCUGGAAGCAUUCACCAAGGCAGAAAAUGUCAACAAAAUCCAGCAACAAUAAGAAGACACCCCAUCCUCAAGACCUCUACCCGGACCACACAGACACGUCAGCUGAUUGCAUCAUGCUGGGCGAGCGCAUUCACGUGAGGAGUGCUCACGUGAAUAAGUGGUGAGGCAGAAGUCUGGUUGCCGUUGACGACAGAGCGCCGUGUUGCUAGGCAACUGCUAACAAUGGACCUGCUACUGUUCCACAAUGUGGGCGUGGCCUGAAAGGGGGCGGGAAAUGCUUGUACACAAUGACCCAUGACACUAUUUGUCAGUGUAUGAGUGCGCUAGAUCAACAUUUCCAGCGUUUUUUAAAGCUUUGCAUUAAAAGCACUCCAGGUUAAAAAAAACAACUGCCCUUUAUUUUGAAGCCACAGUAACUGCCUUAAUGUGCCAUCUAGUGGCAGGCAACCGACAUUGCAGAUAACUGGAGGACAAGAUUCAGUCGUAACGUCAUCAUGGCAACCGGACGCCAAGUAGUGGCACAAGAAACACUUGGAAUGUUUAAAGAAGAAACCUCAAUCCAACACAUCAUCAUGACAAACCUUUCAAUAAAACUCAGGUUAUG
Molecule: messenger RNA, 3644 nt
Organism: Dunckerocampus dactyliophorus (ringed pipefish)
Lineage: Eukaryota; Metazoa; Chordata; Actinopteri; Syngnathiformes; Syngnathidae
Product: transcription factor GATA-6-like
Exons: 4
Coding region: 1409-2578 (389 amino acids)
Cellular component (GO): nucleus
Molecular function (GO): zinc ion binding; methyl-CpG binding
Source: RefSeq, a predicted model, not a curated record